Hypanus sabinus (Atlantic stingray) is the source of this 3699-nucleotide messenger RNA. Its product is annotated as serine/threonine-protein kinase MRCK alpha-like. Gene Ontology annotation, molecular function: ATP binding; protein serine/threonine kinase activity. Gene Ontology annotation, biological process: peptidyl-threonine phosphorylation; actomyosin structure organization. Gene Ontology annotation, cellular component: cytoskeleton; cytoplasm. Lineage: Eukaryota; Metazoa; Chordata; Chondrichthyes; Myliobatiformes; Dasyatidae. The coding region runs from base 223 to 3684 and encodes 1153 amino acids. The record is from RefSeq and is a predicted model, not a curated record. The transcript is spliced from 27 exons.
GGUCGGGAGGGGGGAGAGGAACAAGAAGAGGGAGUAGGAAGAAGGCAGGAGGAGGUGGUGAAACAGAGGUAGGGAGGACAGAGGAGACGGAAGGCAAAAAAUCGACUAGAAGGAGGAACCAGACAACGACAGAAACAAAACUAAAGUGGAUAGAGAAGGGACGGGGCGGGAAUCACGGAUUCGAGGCGCAGUGAGAGAGUUGUGGGAAAGGGACGAACCCCGAUGGACGGGGGGUCGGGGAGAGGUGACGAGAACGGCGCGCCCAGCGUCGGGACGGUGUCUCCGGAGUGGAGGCUGAGGGAACUGGAGCGGCUGAUGGCUCGGGGCGCGGCCACGGAUGCCCAGGCCGACCCGAGGGUAAGCCAGGAGACGCUGCUCGACCUCCUCCUUUGCCUGUUCUACGAGUUCAGCAGCGCCCGGCUCUGCAGAGACCAGCCCAUCAGCAACUUCCUACAGCGGGUCACUCCGCUCGUCACCAAGGUGAAGGAACUCCAGCUCCAUCGUGACGACUUUGAGAUCCUGAAGGUCAUCGGCCGGGGAGCCUUUGGAGAGGUGGUUGUCGUCAAAAUGAGGGAGACGGAGAAGGUGUUUGCGAUGAAGAUCCUCCAUAAAUGGGAGAUGCUGAAGAGAGCGGACGCAGCCUGCUUCCGAGAGGAGAGAGACAUCCUGGUGAGAGGGCGCGGCCGCUGGAUCACUCGGCUCCACUACGCCUUCCAAGACGAGCUCUACUUGUACCUGGUAAUGGACUACUACGCCGGAGGAGACCUGCUGACUCUCCUCAGCAAGUUCGAGGACCGCCUGCCCGAAGAUCUGGCUCGAUUCUACGUCGCGGAGAUGGUGCUGGCAAUCGACGCCAUCCAUCACCUCAACUACGUCCACAGAGACAUCAAGCCGGACAACGUUUUGAUCGACGUCAGCGGACACAUCCGUGUCGCCGAUUUUGGAUCCUGCCUCCAGCUGGGCCAGGACGGGACGGUGGAGACCUCGGUGGCGGUGGGGACCCCGGAUUACAUCUCCCCGGAGAUCCUCCAGGCCAUGGAAGAUGGGAAGGGGAAGUACGGUGCCGAGUGCGACUGGUGGUCGCUGGGCGUCUGCGUCUAUGAGCUGCUCUUUGGAGAGACGCCCUUCUACGCGGAGUCACUGGUGGAGACCUAUGGGAAGAUCAUGAACCACAAGGGCAAGCUGACGUUCCCGGAGGACGCGGACAGCGUCUCGGAGGGGGCCCGUGACCUGAUUGGUCAGUUGGUCUGCAGCAAGGAGAAGCGGCUGGGGCGGGCGGGGAUCGCCGACCUCCAGCGGCACGCCUUCUUCGCCAGCGUCGACUGGCAGAACAUCGCCGACCAGACCCCGCCCUACAUCCCAGAGGUGGCCAGUCCCACCGACACCUCCAACUUCGACCUGAACGACAACGUCUUGAAGACCUGGGACUCGGCCCCUCCCCGCAGUCGUGGUGCCUUCUCCGGGCUCCACCUCCCCUUUGUCGGCUUCACCUACACCUCCAGCAGCUCGCUGUCUGACCGAGGGGCGGGGGCGCCCGAAGACGGACAGGGGACGCCGCGGGACGACGAGCUCGGCUUUGGGCUUCCAGAGGGAGGCACCGAAGGGGGGAUGAGGAGGGAGGUGGCAGCCCCCACCCCGGGGAUCCAGUCUCUGCAGGAGCAGCUCCGGACCCUCGGCCAGCAGAGGGACAAGGCGCUGGAGGAGGCGGACGGGCUGCGAGAGGAGCUGAGCUCGCGGAGCGGGGAGCUGCGGGAGGCCCGGGCCCGGCUGGAGCGGGAGGCCCGGGAGUCGGCCGAACGCAGCUCCCAGCUCCGAGCCCGGCAGCGGGCGGCCGACCGGGAGCUCCGGCAGCGGGAGGCCGAGCUGGAGGCGGCGAGGGAGGAGGCGAGGAGGCUGCAGCGGGAGCUGCACAGGAGCCCCCGGGCCAAGGAGGAGGUGCGGCCCAGCCAGUCCCUGGGCGCGACGAUGGGAGAGGGGGAGAGGUUGGGGACAAGCGAAGUCGAGCUGACGGCCCUGCGCGGGCGGCUGGAGGAGUCCGAGGGCCAGUGUCGGCGGCUGGAGGCCGAGCUGUCGGCGUGUGGGGAGCGGCUGGAGUCAGCGAAGCGAGAGCGGGAGCUGGAGCUGGAGCAGAGGGAAGCCCUCAGCGAGGAAACGGAGGUGCUGAGGGAGGAGAGCAGGGAGCUGCGGGCCGAGCUGGAGUGGCUCAGGGAUCAGCUGGAGAAGGUCGGAGCCACCAACAAACGGCUGGAGGAGGAGCUGGGCGCCGCCGAGGCUCGGAGGGAGUCGGCAUCGCAGUGGGACAGCCAGAUCGCCGAGCUUAUACAGUGGGUGGGCGAGGAGAAGGAGGCGCGAGGCUACCUCCACGCGCUGGCCAACAGGAUGAGCGAGGAGGUGCAGAGUCUGAGGAGGAGCAGCCUCGCCAAGCCUGUGGACAGGAACUGGAAGAGCCGGCGUCUCCAGAAGGUGGAAGCCUCGGCCAGACUGGAGCUGCAGUCGGCGCUGGAGUCCGAGAUCCGAGCCAAGCAGCAGCUGCAGGAGCGGCUGGACGAGGCCAAGGCUUCGGGCCUGCAGGCUGAAUGUAAGCUGCAGGACGCUGAGAAGGAGAUCGAGAGCCUGAAGCAGGAGGUGGAGAGACUGAAGAAGGAAUCCGAGGUCCGGUCCCAGCAAGGUCUGCAACAGGAGCAUCUUCUGGCCUUCCUCCCUCGCCUCCCGGACGAGCUUCCGGAAUCUUCCGCAAGUUCCCCGGAAAGCGAGAAGUCCCCGGGAGGGAAGUUCUUCCCGACGCGGAGUCCGGGCGCUCCCGGUGCUGAGGUGGCUGAGCCCAGAGCCAAACCCACAUCUCCGACCGCAUCAGUGAAGAAACCCCCAACACCGACACCUCGAAGCCUACCAGCCACCAAGCCCACGCCUCACCAGUUCAAGAUACAAUCCUUCAGUGUCCCAACAAAGUGCAUGAGGUGCACUUCGGUCAUGGUGGGACUGGCUCGGCAAGGGGUCAACUGUGAAGUUUGCCAUUUCAGCUGCCACUCGGGCUGCUCGGCGGGGGCACUGGGAUGCCCGGCGCCCCUCCAGCAGGUCCGGUCCCUGGGGAUCGAGCCGAGCAGAGGCACCGGGACCGCACUGGAGGGCAACGUGUCGGUGCCGAAGCCGGCGGGGGUGCGUCGCGGGUGGCAGCGGGCGCACGCCGUCCUCUCCGACUGCCGGCUGCUGGUCUUCGAGGCGGCGGAGCCGAAGGGGACCGGAGCGGCGCACGUCUUCGACCUACGGGACGAGGGUUUCUCCGUCGCCUCUGUCUUAUCCUCCGAUGUCAUCCACGCCAACAAGAAGGACGUCCCUUGCAUCUUCCGGGUCACAGCCUCGCAGCUGAGGUUGCCAAGCACCAAGACCUCCCUGCUGGUGCUGGCGGACAGCGAGAGUGAGAGGCGCAAGUGGGUGACGGUGAUCAACGAGUUGGUCUCCAUCUGUAAGCAGAACGGACUCCGGGAGAGCCUGGCGUUGGAGGCCACGGAGGCGUAUGACAGUACCCUGCCCCUGAUCCAGAGUGUGCAGUCUGGAGCCAUUCUGGACCAGAAACGAAUUGCUCUGGGAACUGAGGACGGCCUCUUCCUGCUGCAUCUGAUGAAAAACGGUAAGCUCUAUCUCGCCGGGGGGCGCCGGUGCCGGACAGCUGGGGGUCAGGGUUGAGGGCGAAUACGGCCG